AUGGCACUCGUGAUGAUGGCACUCGUGAUGAUGGCACUCGUGAUGAUGGCACUCGUGAUGAUGGCACUCGUGAUGAUGGCACUCGUGUUGAUGGCACUCGUGAUGAUGGCACUCGUGAUGAUGGCACUCGUGUUGAUGGCACUCGUGUUGAUGGCACUCGUGAUGAUGGCACUCGUGUUGAUGGCACUCGUGUUGAUGGCACUCGUGUUGAUGGCACUCGUGUUGAUGGCACUCGUGUUGAUGGCACUCGUGAUGAUGGCACUCGUGUUGAUGGCACUCGUGUUGAUGGCACUCGUGUUGAUGGCACUCGUGUUGAUGGCACUCGUGUUGAUGGCACUCGUGUUGAUGGCACUCGUGUUGAUGGCACUCGUGUUGAUGGCACUCGUGUUGAUGGCACUCGUGUUGAUGGCACUCGUGUUGAUGGCACUCGUGAUGAUGGCACUCGUGUUGAUGGCACUCGUGUUGAUGGCACUCGUGUUGAUGGCACUCGUGUUGAUGGCACUCGUGUUGAUGGCACUCGUGUUGAUGGCACUCGUGUUGAUGGCACUCGUGUUGAUGGCACUCGUGUUGAUGGCACUCGUGUUGAUGGCACUCGUGUUGAUGGCACUCGUGUUGAUGGCACUCGUGUUGAUGGCACUCGUGUUGAUGGCACUCGUGAUGAUGGCACUCGUGUUGAUGGCACUCGUGUUGAUGGCACUCGUGUUGAUGGCACUCGUGUUGAUGGCACUCGUGUUGAUGGCACUCGUGUUGAUGGCACUCGUGUUGAUGGCACUCGUGAUGAUGGCACUCGUGUUGAUGGCACUCGUGUUGAUGGCACUCGUGUUGAUGGCACGCGUGUUGAUGGCACUCGUGUUGAGGUGGUGGGAGGGGAGGGGGUGUGGCAGCGGCUGA
This is a messenger RNA of Closterium sp. Yama58-4, 891 nucleotides long. The record is from the annotation of a GenBank genome assembly. Lineage: Eukaryota; Viridiplantae; Streptophyta; Zygnematophyceae; Desmidiales; Closteriaceae.